Messenger RNA from Oncorhynchus masou masou (cherry salmon), 2122 nucleotides. Its product is annotated as lysozyme g-like. NCBI's taxonomy places the organism in Eukaryota, Metazoa, Chordata, Actinopteri, Salmoniformes, Salmonidae. The record is from RefSeq and is a predicted model, not a curated record. Gene Ontology annotation, biological process: peptidoglycan catabolic process; defense response to Gram-positive bacterium. The coding region runs from base 601 to 1578 and encodes 325 amino acids. Gene Ontology annotation, molecular function: lysozyme activity. Gene Ontology annotation, cellular component: extracellular region; membrane. The transcript has 7 exons.
UUGAUUUAUCAAUUACUCUGCACAAUAUUGGGAAGUAUUUGCAAAAAUAUUUUUAUACAUUUCUUAAAGUAGUUAUGGUAUUUGGCAUAUUGUUCGCUUGUAGUCCUUCUCCCUAGAUGGCAUUGAGUUCUCGAGAGCUAAUUCUUAGCCAACUGAAUUAACUUUACGAACAUGUUGACCUAUUGGUUGACGUGGACAGAAUUAAUAUUUUUAAUUUAACCAGGGAAAUCUGUUCUUUCCGGAGCUUGGUGUCGCUAUGCAUUACUGUUUUGGCAUAUUGACAGUCUACAACAGGGUUUGUACAAAAAGCUAGUAGCGAACACUUCAGCUUUAAUGUUGUGUGGCACUGCAUUGUGGCUGAGUCUGACCCCAGAUUAACCCUGGUGUUUGUGUGCAUAUGUUUCGGGUUCUGUGUUGGUAAUCGCUAGCUGCCACAGUCAUAAACUUCUACAAUUUAUCUGAUUUGAAAUUAGAUUUUAAACCUAACCUUAACUCUAACCACGCUGCUAACCUUAUGCCUAACCACAUUAUGUUCAUGAAUUUUUACAAUAUUGACAAUUUUGACUUUAGCUGUGGAAACACUGUUGGGGGUUGCAAAAUAUGAAUUUCCAUGAUCUGAAAAAAAGUGGACACAAGUAUAGGCUACUUAUUCCUUUUGAUUGUCAUUUAGCGCCUCUUUAUGGAGACAUUAUGAAGGUAGAAACAAGUGGUGCUUCCUGGAGGACAGCAAACGCUGAUGGGGGAAAUGAUGACGGGGUGCUUGCAUCUCACAUAAUGGCAGAGCAUGACCGUGCUGCCAUGGACAAGUACAAGAGACUCAUAAUGAAGGUGGCAAAGAGGAAUGAAGUGGACCCAGCUGUUAUCUGUGGCAUCAUCUCAAGAGAGUCCCUGGCUGGGACAGGACUGGACAAGCACGGCAGGGGGGACAAUGGCAAGGCCUUCGGACUUAUGCAGGUAGGCACGACCCCAGCCCCGAGCGGUGGCGGGAACACUCCAAUGGGGGAAUGGAACAGUGAGGAGCAUCUCCAACAAGGCACUGAAAUUCUGAUUGAGUUCAUCAAAAGUAUACAGGAGAAAUUUAAUUCAUGGACCAAGGAGCAGCAACUGAAAGGGGGAAUAGCAGCCUACAAUAAGGGAGAUGACCGUGUAGAGUCAUAUGAGGAAGUGGACACUCAUACCACUGGAGUGGACUACUCCAAUGAUGUUGUUGCCAGAGCUCAGUGGUUCUACAACCAUGGUUAUCGUGAAACAACAAAACUUGUCAUUAAAGUAGCAGCUGUUGUAGUGGGAGCUGCAGUGGGAGGAGUUUCUGCUGUUGCCCUGGCACCAAUAGUCCUCACAGGGAUCGGGUUUGGUGCUGGCGGGAUUGCAGCUGGAUCAACAUCAGCCGGCAUGAUGUCUUCCGCUGCCAGAGCCAAUGGAGGUGGGGUAGCAGCAGGGAGUCUUGUUGCUAUUCUACAGUCAGCAGGUGCCGUAGGGCUCUCGGGAACGGUCAUUGCAGUUGUUGGAAGUGCGGGAGCAGCCAUCGGAGGAGCAGUGGGAGGAGCUGUGGGAUGGCUGAAAACAAAGAUUUCUUAAAUGUUCCAUAGAGGCUCUGAAGAACACCUGUCAGUAGUGCAAUACACCCUCACAUUGUUGAUACUGCAUGCUUAAAGUAUUCUACUUGUCAACUGAAUAAAAUAAAAAAUCCAUUGCAACUCUGCUGUUAAGAAAAACAGGUUCUCUGAGGACUUUCCCUAAUUGUUCCCUAAUUUUGCAGUUGAAAUUAGCUCAGUGGUUCUACAGCCAUGGUUAUGGUAAAAAACAACAACUUAUUAACCUUUUAUGAACAUGUUGAAAAUUAUGACUACACCCAGUAAUAAUUACACAACUUCAAACAGUCUCAUCCAAGUUUCUUCCGUAGUUGAAUCUUUCAGCAACUUGUCAUUGCGCAAUAUAAUGAAACAUUUCUUAUUUUCUGCCCUUUUGGAAUGGAUGUGUUUUUAGUUGACUGUCUUGGUGGGACUUGUAGCAAUAUUGAUGUUACUCAUAUUGAUGUUAAAAAAGGAAACAGAAACCAGUUGUUACUUACUUUAUUAAUGUGCUGCUUGACAACAUGCCUAGUAAAGUUUGCUUAACUAUA